GAGUCUUUCAGACAAAACCAAGAGUGGCGAGAGGUACACAAAAACAAAUCAAUUUCUAUUUCAAAAUAAUAUUUUCAAGAGCUUCCAAAUUGUGUUAUUAACGUUUCUCUAAUAUUUUUCCCCCUUCUGUAACACCCCGCUUCUCUGAAUCCCUUUCUGUUAAUCAUCUGUCUUUCAAGUUUAUGAUUUUUAGGUUUGUCUUUUUAAUACAAAAAUCACAAGAAGAAGAAGCAAACUUAGAAGCUUUCCUCGAAAGCCAGGUGUUUUCAGAAUCGAGAUCCAGGUUUUACAUAUCUUGUUAAAUAGUUUUCAUUUUUUUUCCUCAUCUUUUAAAUCAGCCAAAAGGGUUAUUUUUGAUCCCUUAAGGCUCUUUUGGAUCGAAAGGAUUGUCUAUUUAAAAUCCAUUCUAUCCCUUUUUUCUAGUGUUUUUAUUUUAUUUUAAUUUUUCAGUGUUUAGUAAUUAAAAAUUUAUAAAGACAGGUAUAAAAUUUUUCACUUAAUUAUGGCAACAAUUAUGGAUUUUUACAACAACACACAACUUUAUUCAGAUCCAUUCAGAGGUGAAUUAAUGGAAGUUCUUGAACCUUUUAUCAAAAGUUCUUCCACAAAUUCAACCCCUUCUCCUUCUCCUUCUUCUUCUUCUUCAUCAUCUUCUUUCACUCCUUUCUACACAAACGAUUGUUCAACAUCUAUGACUCAAAACUUCAUAGGUUUUGCUCAACCAUCUUCUUCUUGUUCUGUUCUUGGUCUCAACCACUUAACCCCAUCUCAGAUCAACCAGAUCCAAACUCAAAUCCAACACCAAAACUUCACACAACAACAAGAACAACGUUUCAGUAAUUCUCUAAACUUCCUUGGUGCAAAAGCGAUCCCUAUGAAGCACGUGGGAAAUUCUUCAAAACCCACGAAGCUAUACAGAGGGGUGAGGCAGAGACACUGGGGAAAAUGGGUCGCUGAGAUAAGACUACCAAAGAACCGAACGAGGCUUUGGCUUGGUACCUUUGAUACAGCAGAAGAAGCUGCUUUGGCUUAUGAUAAAGCAGCUUUUAAGCUCCGUGGUGACUUUGCUAGGCUUAACUUUCCUAACCUGAAACACACAGGUUCAUGUGUUGUUGGUGGUGAAUUUGGUGAGUAUAAGCCUCUUCCUUCUUCUGUUGAUGCUAAACUUCAAGCUAUUUGUGAAGAUUUAGCUCAGAUCCAGAAACAAGGGAAGUCAGAGAAGCCAACCAAGAAGAAAACACCCUCCAAACUUGCUUCCAAGCCUGUUUCCACGGUCACUAUUCCGUUGGAGGAUUCUGUUGAUUUGAAGAAUGUUUCGGAUAACUGUUGUAAAGUUGAAGUUUCGUUUUCGAGUGAAGGUUCUUCACCACUUUCGGAUCUUACUUUUGGUGAUGUUGGUGAGCCACAGUGGGAAGGUGAUUCUGAUAAUUUCAAUUUACUUAAGUACCCUUCUUAUGAGAUUGAUUGGGAUUCUCUCUGAAUUUGGUUGUGUGUAUCAUGUAAUUUUUUCUUUUUCUAGUCAAGGAUCUCAUCUCAUGCAUUAUUAUGCUAUUAUAUAGUAUAUGAGAUAAUUAGGUUGUAGUUUCUUAGUUUGGUGGCUACUGCAAUGGAGUUUUUGACAAUUGCAGUGUUACUCUUAGGAUUAUGAUGAGUUGGUAAUAUCUUUGUAUAAACUCUUCUUACCUUAGUUUCACAGCUGGUUUUUUUCUUGCUUGGCUGGGGAGAAGACUCUAGUUAUGUAUUUUACUGUUUAUAUUAAUAGAUGUAAUCUACAUGCAUUUUCAUUUUAUGGAAUCUAUAUUGUAUUAUUAUUAUUA
Molecule: messenger RNA, 1817 nt
Organism: Cicer arietinum (chickpea)
Lineage: Eukaryota; Viridiplantae; Streptophyta; Magnoliopsida; Fabales; Fabaceae
Product: ethylene-responsive transcription factor RAP2-4
Biological process (GO): regulation of DNA-templated transcription
Cellular component (GO): nucleus
Molecular function (GO): sequence-specific DNA binding; DNA-binding transcription factor activity
Source: RefSeq, a predicted model, not a curated record